AUGAUCCCGGGCGGGAGGCCGCCGCCGCCGCCCGGGACCGAGCCGCUGUCCGCCGCUGCCAAGGGUCGCAAAUCCAAACGCGGCUCCGGGGCGCCCCCCGCCCAUGCCACCGGGCUCCCGGUCCCCGCCGCCCCGAUCCCCGCCGUGAUCCUCGCCGUGACCUCCUCGGCCGGCUCCCCUGCUCCCGGGUCGCGCAUCAGCCACACGGACAGCAGCUCGGACCUCUCCGACUGCCCCUCCGAACCCCUGUCCGACGAGCAACGCCUGCUACCCGCCGCCAGCAGCGACGCCGAGUCUGGCACGGGCUCCAGCGACCGGGAACCGCUGCGAGGAGCCCCCACGACGAGCCCCGCACCUCGCGGGGCGCCGCCCAGCAGCCCCGAGCCCCCGGCGCUCCUCGCCGCGCCUCCCGCCGCCGGCUCCUGCCUCGGGGGUCGGAGCAGCCCAGGCGGGGUCCCCGUGGGGUCCCCGGGAACGGGUGUGGCAGAGGAUGCCGGGGGGCGCGCGCCGCUCGAGCGAACGGUCCCCGGGAUCCCCAAGGAGCCGGGUCCGGGCGAGCAGACCCGACUGGUACCGGCGGAGGAGGAGGAGCUGCUGCGGGAGAUCGAGGAGCUGCGCUCGGAGAACGACUAUCUCAAGGAUGAACUGGAUGAACUCCGUGCUGAAAUGGAGGAGAUGAGAGACAGUUACUUAGAGGAAGACGUUUACCAGCUGCAGGAGCUUCGGCGAGAGCUGGACCGCGCUCAUAAAAACUGCCGAAUCCUGCAAUACCGCCUCAGGAAAGCCGAGCAGAAGAGCCUGAAAGUGGCUGAGACUGGUCAGGUAGAUGGCGAGCUCAUCCGGAAUCUGGAGCAGGACUUAAAGGUAGCCAAAGAUGUAUCUGUCAGAUUGCAUCAUGAACUUGAAACCGUGGAGGAAAAGCGUGCUAAAGCUGAGGAUGAAAACGAAAGUCUCCGACAGCAGAUGAUUGAAGUGGAAAUAUCCAAACAAGCCCUCCAGAAUGAGCUAGAGAGACUGAGAGAGGUAAUCCCAAGAUAUAUGCGGAUUUCUUUCUUGGGUUUAAUUGUUAGGACCUUGGGACUCCAAGCAUCCCAUUUGGUGAACUAUGAUUUAUUUGUAGGGCCCAGAAAGUAAGAAUGGUUUUUACAUUUUUCGUAGCAUUAUAAAACAACAACAACCACACAAAAAUAAACCUAAAAAAGCAAAGAAGAUUAUGUGACAACAGCUAUAUGUUGCUUGCAAAGCCUAAAAUAUUUGCUGUCUGACCCUCUACAGAAAAGGCUUGGUGAACCGUGACCUAAAACUACUUUUUUAUCAUUUCUAUUCAGAUGAGCUGGCCAUUAAUUCCUUUUAUGGGUCCAAGUGGAGAAUAUUAUUACUAGAAUACAAAAUUAAGCAGUAGCUUUUUCCUCGAGUUUCCUCUUCUAUGAGCUGGAAAAUGUGUUAUGGUUGUCUAUUAAAGCUUGUAAACAAAUAAUAAGCCACCUAUAUCUAUUAUUCAGGCACUAUGGUUUAAAUAUAGGGCUUUUCUUUUUAUUUGAGGGAGUGAAUGUAUUCUAGCAAAGCGUCUAGAAAAUGAAUAUAUAUAUAUAUAAAUAUAAAUAUAUAUA
This is a messenger RNA of Leptonychotes weddellii (Weddell seal), 1610 nucleotides long. The record is from RefSeq and is a predicted model, not a curated record. NCBI's taxonomy places the organism in Eukaryota, Metazoa, Chordata, Mammalia, Carnivora, Phocidae.